AUGCUCACACUCCGGGCUCCUCUCGCCCGGGCGUCAACAACUCUCGACAAAUCACUGUUUUCUAAAACCCUGAACCUCGCUGCCGCCACUGUCCAUGAGAAUCGGAAUAUCGCACGGUAUCGCAAGCAGCUCGAGAAGGGGAAGGAGCUCCUAAAUUGGGAUCGGCUAGACGCCAUUCGCCCAGAUCCCGUGGCCCCGGGCAAAAAAUGUCUCCUCCUGAACCCCGGCACCAAGGUGGAUGUUCCCUCAACUUGGGGACCCGUAUUGCGGGAAGGUGUUGAUCUGAAAGACUUGGCCGUGGUACCGUAUGACGUUCAUCUCGACUAUGAGUAUUGGACCUACCUGGAUGUUGUGUCGUCCAUAAUCCCGGAGGACAUGCACCAUGAGAUUCCCGUGGGCUUCAACACAGCUGGGCAUGUCGCUCACCUGAAUCUCAGGGACCGAUAUCUCCCCUACAAGAGUAUCAUUGCACAAGUCAUACUGGACAAGAACCCCAAAAUUCGGACAGUGAUCAACAAAACGGACAACGUCGGUACUGAGUCUCAGUUCCGUACCUUUGCCUACGAGGUCCUUGCAGGCCCCGACGACAUGGACGUCGAGGUCAAGGAGAACGACUGCACGUUCGCAUUUGAUUACUCCAAGGUGUACUGGAACAGCAAGCUCGAAACCGAGCACUCGAGACUCGUUAAAAUGUUCCAACCGGGGGAGGUAGUUUGCGAUGUCAUGGCAGGGAUCGGGCCUUUUGCCGUCCCUUCUGGCAAAAGGGGGGUAUUCGUCUUCGCCAACGACAUGAACCCAGAGAGCCAUCGGUAUCUCGAGAAGGCCAUCAAAAGAAACAAGGUUGAUCAAUAUGUGCGAGCGUUCAACAAAGAUGGCCUAGAUUUUAUCCAAGAGGCCAGUCGCCUCGUCUACGACGCAUCAGUUCGAGGAGACAGCGCCGUUAUCCAGCCCAAGGUUUCCCGGAGCAAGUCAGCCGGUCAGCAGCCCCCAGAGCCCAAGCGAAUCCCCCUUCCGCCGACCAUCUCCCACUUCGUCAUGAACCUCCCGGCUUCGGCCAUCGAAUUUCUCCAUCGCUUCCGGGGCAUCUACCAUGGACUAGCGCACCUAUUCGAGCCACAUACUGAUGUCAAACUGCCCAUGGUACACGUCCACUGCUUCGCCGUUAAGAGCGACGACGAAGUGCCUCUCAACGACAUUUGCCAGAGGAUUUUUGACCAGAUCGGCGUUCGCUUUGUACCGGGAGAUGCGCAGAACAAGGGCGAGGUUCAUAUCCAUAACGUACGCGACGUCGCACCGAAAAAGCGCAUGUUCUGCGCUUCCUUCCGCCUACCCCCCGAGGUUGCCUUUAGCGAAACGACCUGA
Molecule: messenger RNA, 1362 nt
Organism: Sodiomyces alkalinus F11
Lineage: Eukaryota; Fungi; Ascomycota; Sordariomycetes; Glomerellales; Plectosphaerellaceae
Product: Met-10+ like-protein
Exons: 5
Coding region: 1-1362 (453 amino acids)
Biological process (GO): mitochondrial tRNA methylation; tRNA N1-guanine methylation
Cellular component (GO): mitochondrial matrix; cytoplasm
Source: RefSeq, a predicted model, not a curated record